AUGGCGUUGAAAUCCGCAAUCCGCAAUCUGCGGAAUAAUCCUCACCUCCUCUUUGUUCGCCUGCCAAAUCUCCUCUCCUUCCUUUGUAUCGUCGUCGGCGUAGUAUGGCUACUUCUCCUGCCUCUGAACGAGUACUCCCGAAACACCUACAUCUCCGAGAAUGCGCUUCUACCAGGCCAGGUCCAUGCCUAUUUCACCGGUAGCGAGCAGAAUAUCUUCCGUGGAUAUAAACGGGAACUAGAAGGAUUGUUGAAUGAAGGACAAGAACGGGGCGGACAAAAGGAUGAGGCGGAAGUGACCGCGGCGGUCUCGGACAAGGUCCUGUCUAUCUUGCAAGCUGCUGGGCUCAAGGUGGCUACUCAGAAGUACGAGUAUACUUCUGCUGGUAUCACGCAUCAAGGAGAGAAUGCCUAUGCUAUUAUCCAUGCGCCGCGUGGUGAUGCCACAGAGGCCAUUGUUUUGGUUGCAGCAUGGAAGACGGCUGACGACGAGCUGAAUCUAAAUGGUGUUACUCUGGCCUUGACUCUGGCGAGAUAUUUCAAGAGAUGGUCAUUAUGGUCCAAGGAUAUCAUUUUCCUGAUCACUCCCGACAGUAAGAGCGGAACUCAGGCUUGGAUCGAUGCCUACCAUGAUAUGCAUCCAGCAUCAGUGCAACCGCUUCCUUUGAAGAGUGGAGCGUUACAAGGAGCUCUGGUAAUCGAAUACCCAUUCGAGCACCGUUUCAAGUCCCUUCAUAUCGUCUACGACGGUGUCAACGGCCAAUUACCCAACCUCGAUCUAUUCAACACCGCCGUCGCCAUUGCAGGCGGGCAGAUGGGUAUCGGAGCCAACCUACAAGAGAUGUGGACCCACGAUGACAGCUACGAGCAUCGCCUGCAGACUAUGUUCCGUGGCAUGACCAAGCAGGGUCUCGGAUAUGCCACUGGCGCGCACAGUAGCUUCAUGCCAUACCACAUCGAUGCUAUUACUCUACAACCUAAGGGUGAAGGCUGGGAAGACGAAAUGGCUCUGGGCCGCACAAUCGAGAGUCUCUGUCGCAGUCUGAACAACUUGCUGGAACAUCUGCACCAGAGUUUCUUUUUCUACUUGCUCAUGCAGUCCCAGCGCUUUGUUAGCAUUGGAACUUAUCUCCCGAGUGCCAUGCUCAUCGCUGGUAACUUCACUAUCAUGGCUAUUGCCUUGUGGAUGCGCACUGGUUACUACCCAGAGACCAAGCCCAAGACCGAGACCAAGAAGCCAUCCGACGAGAAGGCCAAGUCCAAUGCCGUUGCAGAACGCAAACUGGCUCUUCCUCUCUCGCUCGUCGUUGGUCUACAUUUACUCGGUCUUGCUCCCCUCUGGAUCUUCAACAACAUCUUCCACCAGUACUUUAAAACAACAACCUACAUCUUCAUGAUAGUAGACAUAACCCUCCCGCUCCUCCUCUCCUCCCUCCUCUCAACACCCCUAGCCCUCAAAUCCCCAAUCAUCCCCCAACAAUACCACCUCAUAAAAUCCUUUUCCCUCCUCCUCCUAGGCCUCUCCCUCUCAACCCUUGCAACCCUAAACUUCUCCCUCUCCUUCAUGAUCGGUCUCCUCUGUGCCCCGCUCACCUUCAUCUCCCGCAUCCAGGGCUCCGCGCCUUUCCGUUGCAUUACUUCGGCGCUCGGGUUGGUGGUCCUUAAUCUGCUUUCCCCGCCGACGGUUCUGGUCGGUGUUUGUUGGUAUGCCGGUGUUGACGUUGAGACUGUUCUUACGCAGGCUGCAUAUUAA
Molecule: messenger RNA, 1752 nt
Organism: Penicillium arizonense
Lineage: Eukaryota; Fungi; Ascomycota; Eurotiomycetes; Eurotiales; Aspergillaceae
Product: GPI-anchored transamidase subunit GAA1
Exons: 6
Coding region: 1-1752 (583 amino acids)
Biological process (GO): attachment of GPI anchor to protein
Cellular component (GO): membrane; GPI-anchor transamidase complex
Source: RefSeq, a predicted model, not a curated record